Messenger RNA from Betta splendens (Siamese fighting fish), 1602 nucleotides. RefSeq lists its product as uncharacterized. The coding region runs from base 136 to 1092 and encodes 318 amino acids. The transcript is spliced from 8 exons. NCBI's taxonomy places the organism in Eukaryota, Metazoa, Chordata, Actinopteri, Anabantiformes, Osphronemidae. The record is from RefSeq and is a predicted model, not a curated record. Gene Ontology annotation, molecular function: protein binding.
ACUGGACAUUGUGUUAAACGACCACUUUACACUGAGGGGCUACGCGAGAACUAAACAGUGUUUGGCUGCAGUUUGCUGUUUUCCCAUUUAUGCGCGUAAUGGUCACGAAACGUUAAACCUGUCUCGGACGUCAGGAUGGAAAUAUUCGGCAGCACUUUUGAUGACUCUGUGUUUCUCGAGGCGAGACACCGAGUGUGUGAGUCUCUGUCUUCAUACAACGCCAAAGUGUGCGAACCAGAGUGGUUUUGUAACAGCACUGCUCUUGAUACAAACGAUGCGUUGGAGAAGCAGAAGGUUUACAAGUUUAGAGGUGACUUGGCUGUGAGACAGGGGAACUAUCAGAAAGCCUUGGAAGCGUACAGCAGCUGCCUGGAGUGGAUCGCUGACAACAAUUUGACCAUCAGACGAGAUGUGCUGGAGGGAAUGAGCCGGUGCUGUACCAAGCUGGGACAGAGAGACAGGGCGCUGGAGUUGGCUGACUUGCUGAGCAAAGAAGCCUCCAACACCUGUCACUUGACCAGCCUGCUGCUACUGAAGGUCAGCAUCUAUGAUCAUUUUGGAGCCACAGCGUCAAAGAUGUCAUCUCUGGAGCAGCUGUGUAGCCUUUUGCCUUUUAACCCCUGGCACUGGUUAAACCUAGGCCAGAUGUGUCUACAGCAGCUGGAGAACAACAAAAUCACAGGAUCUUGUUCCUCAGAGAGGUCCAAAUCAGCCGGGGAGCAGAAUGAUGGAGAGGCUGAGGACAAGACAGACUGGCUGAAAGCUUGCAUAUGUUUCAUCAGGACGAGACUCCUGUUGAGGAUCCUUCAGCAGCAGCAGUCGUCCUUUGUGCUACAGCGCAGUGAAAAUGCCCUACAUUCAACAGAUGAGGCGUUACAGCGACUCAGUCCCAAAGAAGCAACUCUGCAGGCUCUCACUGAGGUGAUGUCAGAAGACCUAAUCCCAGAGAAAAUGAGGGAGGACUACCAGGACGGGGAAAGUCUGACCAGUGUGUGUGUACAGAGCUUCAGAGAGCGCUGGUGGAACAAGGUCCUAAUGAUUGGAGUGUUACACACUGAUGGAUAUCAGAGAAAUGAGGAGCUGAAGUCCUGAUGCUGUUUACAGAGGUGAUACCACACAGACCCGAGACUGUCUUCAGAACAUCACAAACCCCCAACAAAACUCAAUAAAUAACAUAAGAAGUAUCCCCAGUUCCCAGCAGUAUGUUUACUGGCUUAUACUGGUUGCAUAAAGUGUCCAUAUGUCAAAUAUUAAUGUUUAAUGCUGAGCAACUUUAGACAGAAAUUAGCCUGUGUUCUACAUAGAUAAGUCCCUGUGCAUCCAAUACAUUGUUUCUACUUUGAUGUUUUAUGUACAUUUUGUCCCUUUUUUUAAAAUUUUGAAGAAAGCACAAAGAUUCCAGCACAUAACUCAACCUGAGCAAGUGUAAAUAGUAAUAAACUACACACUCUUGUGUAAAUAUGUUUUUUUAACACAGCUGAAUUGCUACAAAUUCCUUCUACCUUUCUUAAUUCAUACUUCUACUUUUUUUCUACUCUUUCCUGUUGUAUUAAUGUAAAGCUAAUAAACGUGUCUGAGGGUCACUUUCCUCACAGUCUGUCA